Molecule: messenger RNA, 895 nt
Organism: Melanotaenia boesemani (Boeseman's rainbowfish)
Lineage: Eukaryota; Metazoa; Chordata; Actinopteri; Atheriniformes; Melanotaeniidae
Gene: mfap5
Product: microfibril associated protein 5
Exons: 7
Coding region: 119-502 (127 amino acids)
Biological process (GO): embryonic eye morphogenesis
Cellular component (GO): microfibril
Source: RefSeq, a predicted model, not a curated record
GGAGGGUGCAGGAGAUGGAAGGAGGGGAAAGAAGAGAAGACAAAAGAUUCGUAAAACUAAAGCAGUUGUGGACGACAGCAAAAGUUCUCGUAAAGUUCACCUCUUACAAGUUGAAGGAAUGGGCAGCCUCCCAGUGGUCCUGCUCCUCUGCAGUUUCCACGCACUCGCAGCUGUAGCCCAAGCCCAGCAGACCGAGAGUGCCGAGGAAGGCACGGCUUUACCUGCCAACUGUAGGGAGGAGAUGUAUCCCUGCACCAGGAUGUACUCAGUCCACAGGCCCAUCAAGAGAUGUCUUGGCAACCUUUGUCUCUACAGCCUUCCUCGUGUCUACGUGAUAAACAAUGAGAUCUGUAUGAGGACAGUGUGCCAACAGGAUGAGUAUCUGAAAGCUGAACUGUGCAGAGAGCUGUCCGGCUGGCCCAAACGUAUUGCUAGGUCAUCUACUAGGAAACGCUGUCUCAGUCGUCGUAGCAACCCCAAAACCUGGGCAAACAAGGCCUGAUGUUGCCCAGAGUGUUGACGUGACAACCAGGGAAGAUCACGCCUUGGGGGCAUUGUACCAUCAUAAAUUCAAAGCUCUGCUCCUGGUGGUCUUUUUAUUUUUAUUUUACAGAUACACAUAAAUAAUGAGUCAUAUCUACAUUAAUGUAUUAGUUUUUUAAUUGUGUGUGAAUUUUGUUGUGUUUGUUUCAUCUAUGCGAUGUUGGACACAGAUCAUGUCUUCUAUGGUUUACGAUUCAUUUACUAUUUCAAGUACUGUAGUAAUGCGCUCAUAGUAGCACUGAUUCAUUUUAUUGUAGAAAAGUAAGAGAAAAAGUUGGUUUGUAAAGUACUAAUUGAAAAUAAAAUAUGUGCACUAUCUUAACCAGUCCAAUAAAAUGGUUUGUGAGCGAUU